Aspergillus pseudonomiae is the source of this 658-nucleotide messenger RNA. RefSeq lists its product as uncharacterized. The record is from RefSeq and is a predicted model, not a curated record. Lineage: Eukaryota; Fungi; Ascomycota; Eurotiomycetes; Eurotiales; Aspergillaceae. Bases 226 to 399 code for a protein of 57 amino acids. The transcript has 3 exons.
UACACAAGCGCACGCGUCGGAAUCGAGACGAGUAUCACCCAGCGCACUGAUCUCGUCGUCACAGCCUCACGAGUUUCAGAGGCUCUGCGCCUCUUCGUACUGCCAGGAUUUGUUUCUUUUUGCCUAUAACCGCAUGGAGAGAGCUGAGAGCCCACCCUUCGCCCCGUGCUCAGAUCAACUUGCCUCUUCCCUUUUCCAUCUAAGCCAUACUAGCCAACCUUGACCAUGAGCGGGUCCGUUCAGAACACCAUCAGCCCUGACAUAACAGGGUAUAUCAGAAAGGAAAGGCUCGAGGCUAGGCUUCUAAGCCUGUUUGGCAAACCGAUCAAAGUUCGUCAUAUCAAUGAGCGAUGGGUUUUUGACGCCCCGAGGAUAGUGACUCAGAGUGAGAUCGAGUGAGUGCGAGAGAGUCCAGUACGCAUUAGUUGUCAACAAUCUGACUUAGGAUAUUGCCAUACAGCGAUCUUCGUGAUUGAAUGAAUGUUUGAUCAUACGGAGAUGGACGUGGAUGAGAUGAUCACUUGGUUCGGUCUUCUCAUGUGGCUUUGAUACCGCAGCAAUAUUAUUUUACUUUUCAACGUAUCCUGCUUUAUGUAAUGUAAUUCGCCGCUGGCUGUGUUUGCUUACCUGCAAUGCUAUCCCAUGCUGCAGCCUUGGA